Molecule: messenger RNA, 2504 nt
Organism: Octopus bimaculoides (California two-spot octopus)
Lineage: Eukaryota; Metazoa; Mollusca; Cephalopoda; Octopoda; Octopodidae
Product: FMRFamide receptor
Biological process (GO): G protein-coupled receptor signaling pathway
Cellular component (GO): membrane
Molecular function (GO): G protein-coupled receptor activity
Source: RefSeq, a predicted model, not a curated record
GAAUGUCAUCAUAUCAUUAGAUACACUUGUACUUCCAGCAGCAAAUACACUUAUUCUGAUAAACUUUCUAUAACUUUCAGAUAUUCAUAUGCUAUCAUAUUUGUCAUCACCUGGCCUCUAAGAACAUGAUUCCUUUCACGUGUAUUCUUAUUACAACAAUUUUAACUAAUCAAGUUUUGUCUAAAAACAAAAUAUUCAAGGAAAUUCCCAUUUAAUUGCACGGGAUGGACAUGCGUUUAAACGACGGUAGAUGAGUGAUAAGUUUGAACAAGAAAGCAACUUUUAUAGAGACUCAUACUGUUUCUUACAGUGAAUAAAUCAUACACUGAAUAAAUGUUUAUUAGGAGAAAAGAAAAAGACACGCGCACACACGUACUCACACAAGAAAAUAUUAAGUUGUAUUUGGCAAACAAAGCAGCAAAUAACAGUAACAUUUUAAAGAGAAAACUAAUAUGCCUUAGUACAUCAUCGAUGAGAUGCGAUAGCGGUCGGUAGAGAGAAAACAUCAGCGGUAGCUGUUGCAGGGAAUCGAUAGAACUACCAAUCUCGAAAUCAACAUGUAAGAAGUAACAGCAUUUUUACUUCAGUUCGCUCACUUUGGAAUAACAAUAUCACAACUCUAGCGAUCACGUCUAUCGUAAAAAUGGGGUAACGACAUAUCAAAGACGAAGGUGAUUGAAGGAUACAAAAUUAUACUCCUUUAUUGUUUCGCAAGCAUGAUGGGUCAGUAAAUUACAACUUUGAGAAGUACAAAGGCGUUCUAAACUCUGUGUGGUUACAAGAAAAGCCAUGUACAUCUUUUGAACGACAUUUACUGAAAUAUGAAAGUACAAACAAAGGAAAAUCUCUGAAGGAAAAAAUCUGGUACUUGAAGUAAAAAGCAUGGAGGUUGUGACUUCAACAUUAGAGUCCAGUUUUAUUAAACAUCUACCAAACAGCACUGAUACUAACCAUGAAGAAUUUUAUCAUAUGGCUCAAUACAUUACUGGACUUAUUGUUUACCCAAUCACUUGCGUUUUCGGCAUAACUGGCAAUAUACUUACAUUGGUCGUUCUCUCUCACAAAGAUUUAGCUACAUCAACUAACGUCUAUCUCUCAGCACUUGCUGUUGGAGAUCUGAUAAAAUUGAUCAAUGACACGUUGUAUUUCAUUGUUUUGCUCAUUAAGACAUGGAAUCCUGAUAAAGGUGAUGAAUCCCUUUCAAGACUUUAUCCAUACGCCCACUAUUUAUUUAACCUAUCUCUCUGCAUAACAGGAUGGCUAACAGUAUCAGUUGCAUUUGAACGUUAUAUUUCUAUAUGCCAUCCAACAAGAGCCAAAGAGAUGUGUACAGUUUUUAGAGCUCGCAUUGUGAGCACUUUUGUAUUUAUAUUUAUGAUAAUAUUCUCGCUUCCGUCAGCCCUUCGAUAUAAAACUGUUAUACGGCUACGACCUAAUACUAAUGACUCAUACCAUGAUGUAGAACUAACUGAUUUGGGUCGAAAUGAUGCAUUUAUGACUCCUUAUACAUGGGUACAAAAUUGCUUGAGAACACUUUUACCUUUGCUUAUAUUAGUUUUCUUGAAUGCUCGAAUUGUCCACGAGUUAAGAAAAUCACGUGUCCCAGGUAAGAAAUUGUCCUCAAGAAACCGUAUUACUUUAAUGUUAAUCGUUGUCGUGAUAGUAUUUAUUAUUUGCAUUACUCCAGAUGCUAUCAUGUCGACAGUAUUUGGAUUUGGCUAUUACGAUGAAACAAACUUAGUUAGAGGAAUCAGAGAAAUAACUGACACUCUAUUGGCAAUCAACUCAGCAUGUAAUUUUGUACUCUACUGUACUAUGAGCAAAGUAUUUCGAGAUACUUUCGUUAAAAUGUUUCUGAGGGACUGUACUUGGUGUCCAAUGUGGUGUUCGAAUAAAUGGAAGCUAGAAUCUCAAACAAAUCAGAUUAAUAGCACGGUAAAAUGAUAAAAUACCUCAUUAAAUAUUGCAUCAUACGGAAUUAAAAUAGAACCCUUUCUUCUAUAGAGUUUCUGAAAUAAAAUAUAGUUGAAAAUGUUGAAUUUAACCUUUGUUACACAACAUAUUUUUGAUGCUGACUUAUAAGUGCAUCAACGGCUGGUGCUCCAUACAGAAACACAAAAAUCCGGUGCUGACUAUACUUUUAUUAAAGAAAAUAUAUAUUAUUAAAAAAUGAUGAUACUGAAAAAGAACAUAAUUUCAUUUUAAUGAAAAGUUACUGCUGAACGUGUUUCUGUAUAUUGAACAGAUACUGUUAGAAAAAAAAUAUUAGUAGAGGUCAUAACUGAUGGUAAUUAUUGUCAGAAGUAUAUUGAACAUAUAUUCACUCAAAAUAUAUUAUUGUAAUUAGAUGUAAAUAAAGAGGCACAUAGUUACUACAAAAUAAAUCAUUGAAAAUGGAUGUCAUUUGCAUAAAAAAUAUAUCAAUGAUAUCAUUCAGUGAAAUCUACAUUUAUCAGACGCUGUUGAUAUAAUAAACCUUUAUAAUAUAUUUUUUGCAUAAUUAA